Molecule: messenger RNA, 1637 nt
Organism: Coffea eugenioides
Lineage: Eukaryota; Viridiplantae; Streptophyta; Magnoliopsida; Gentianales; Rubiaceae
Exons: 4
Coding region: 111-1484 (457 amino acids)
Source: RefSeq, a predicted model, not a curated record
CAAAUACUCUUAUGAUCGAACAUUUCUCACUAAAUACUGAUUCAAGCCCUCUUUUUUACUAUUCCCUUUUUUUAGUUGCCUAGUGUAAAAGUUAGUACGUUUUUGGAUCAAUGGCUGAAACUCAUAUACAAGUAGCGGACGUCCCAGAGGAGGAAUCACAUUCACGGCAGCUGCAAGACCAGACUCCCCUGCUCAAGGUAGAACAAACUCACCAAUCCCAAAAUCAAGAAACUACGGAAGAAGAUCAAGAGGCCUACACUCCUCUUGACAAGACCCUUAAAACAUUAGACUCGUUCCUUACUCUUCUGGGCUUCAAACAAAAUUCAAUCUUGAGUGUCGGGCUGUCUUGGAUGGUUUUCCUUCUCAUUGGUUUUUUCCUUCCGGUGGUUAUUCUUCAACUUUCCAAUUGUCCCGGUUGUGAGAAGGGCCAAAUUAAAAGUUUUGAGCUGGAUAUUGUGGCUUCUCAGGCUAGUUUGGCAGCUGCCUCUCUUAUUUGUGUGUCCCACAAUUUGCGCAAGUAUGGCAUUAGGAAGUUUCUAUUUGUUGAUAGGUAUACUGGUCAUGUGGAGAGGUUCAGUGACCAAUAUAUUCAGAAGAUCUCUGAAUCUGUCCGGUUGCUGGUGUUAUGGGUACUGCCAUGUUUCAUUCUUAAGACUGCUCGUGAAGUCAUCCGCAUGUUAUACGUGCAUCAUGAAUUAUGGUGGCAAACUGUCGUUAUUUUACUAGCAUUUGUUUUAUCCUCAACCUAUGUGACUAUAAUCUUUCUAUCCUCCUGCAUAUUGUUCUAUCUGGUCUGCAAUUUACAGAUUAUACACUUCGAUGACUAUGGGAAGCUCUUGGAAAGGCAAUCUGAUGUUUUAAUAUUAAUAAAAGAGCAUAUUCGUCUGCGGCAUUAUCUAUCAAAAAUAAGCCACAGAUUUAGAAUCUAUCUUAUUCUGGUGUUCUUGAUUGUCACUGUAAGCCAGUUUGUGACUCUAUUCCAAACUACUGGGUAUACUGGAAUCAUCUCAUUCAUUAAUGGAGGUGAUUUUGCUGUCUCUUCCAUCGUCCAAGUAGCUGGAAUAACUCUUUGCUUGAACGCAGCUGCAAAAAUAUCCCACAGAGCCCAAGGAAUUGGAUCGCUAGCUAGUCAGUGGCAUGCUUUAAGGACAUGCACUCCUACUGAUGCAUCUCAAUUCAGGAUUGCUAGCAGCACUGGAAGCCUGGAGGUGGAUCAUAUGAUAGGUUCUCUCUACACAAGCUACUCAGAAAGUGAUUUGGAGUCUUUGGAAUUUGUCCCGACCAGUCAAAGUACACCACUCUCUUCUUAUGCAUCUUCAUACCACAAGAGGCAAGCCCUAGUGACAUAUUUGCAGUCCAACCCCGGGGGAAUUACGGUUUUUGGAUGGACGGUUGAUAGGGGACUGAUCAACACCAUUUUCUUCAUUCAACUGUCGCUCGUGCUCUUUGUGCUUGGAAAGACCGUAGUUUUCACUUCACAGUAAUCAUCACCUGCCACGGCAAAGUGGCACAUCAAAAUCGUAAUUGCGAUCCAAAGUCGUCGGCCACCGUCCCUGGGGCAGCACCUAUGUCACGUUUUGCUACAGGCAUGCAAAGAGCAUCGCAGGGUGCCCAUCACACAAAGGAAAUUUGCAAUU